CUUCCUACCAUCUAAUCUAUAUCUCUCAUCUUUUAGUUUAAAAUUGUUCCCCCUUGUCCUAUUACUAUCUACUCAUGUAAAAAGUCACUCUCCCUCUUUUUUUUAUAAGCCCCCGCUAGGUACUAAAAGCUUUCGUGGAGCAUUUGGAGCCUUCUCCACUCCAGGCUGAAUAACCCCUGUUCUCCCAGCCUAUGUAGGAGAGUGCUUAGGCCUCUGGAUUGUCUUUGUGACCUCCUCUGGAUCUGCUCCAAAAGAGCAGAUCAAAAAUUUCUUUCUUGUUUUGCAGACCCCAGAGCUAGACAAAAAUCUGCAGGUGGGAUUUCUUGAGAGUGAAGUAGAGGGGCAGGAUCACCUCCCUUGACCUGCUGCCCACGCUGCUUUUGAUGCAGCCCAGGGCAUGGUUGGCUUUCUGAGCUGAGAGUGCACACUGCCAAGUUGUGUCCUGCUGCUCCUCAGUCAGCAGCUGCAAGCCUCUGUCCUCCUCAAGGCUCGCUCUCCACCCGUUCUCUGCCCAGCCUGUAUUUGAGCUUCACUGUCCCAGGUGCAGCACCCUGCACUCGGCUGUAUUGAACUUCACCCAUGUUAAGGUUCAUCCAGGCCCACCUCUCAAGCCUGUCAGGGUCUCUCUGGAUGAUGCCCCUUUCCUCCUGCUUGUUGGCCACCCCACAGAGCUUCAUGUCAUUGACAGACUUGAUGAGAGUGUGUUAAAUCCAUGUCACUACCAAAGAUUUUAAACAGCCGUGGUCCCAACACCAGUUCCUGAGGGAUGCUGCUCAUCACUUGUCUCCACUUUGACAUCGAGCUGGACAGCUUGCAACUCAAACGAGUGCAGCCAUGCAGCCAGUUCCUUAUUCACCAAAUGGUCCAUCCAUCACAUUCAUGUCUCUCUCCAUUUUAGAGUUAAAGGUGUUGUGCUGAACAGUAAUAUAUCAGUCACAGGGACUGAUAAAACUAAUAGCCUGUAUUUGCCACUCAGGAAUUUAAAGUUCUAUGUAGAAUGGUAGAAUUGGGUCUCUUACCUUGAGAUGUUCUGAAUAUUUAAAUUUGUUUGGAGUUCAUUACUCUUUAACCCUUCUAAAUUAACAGGGCUGAAGAUACUUUUUGACAGUUGGUGAUGCUCUUAGCUUGCCUUGAGUAGACAGAGAGACCUAACUUCUAAUUGGAAUGGUUAUAAUGGGCCUGAGUUGAAAACUGUGUCACAGACAGAUGAUAUUCAAGUCUAGACGGUUAAUCCUGUUUUAAAUAUUGGUUUAAAGAAGUUUUUCAAUAAGGAGUGGUUUUAGUCAGUUCUGCUUGAACUGAAGACUUGAGAAUGACAGCAACUUAUAUAUAACUUUUGAGGAACGUACAGAGUGAUUAUAUGUGUCCUUUGAUUUCCAAACCUAACAUUCUAGAACUGUGAAAGAAACAUGAAUACUUUAUAUAUAAUUCAUAAACAAUACAGUAGUUAUUUCACUGGUGAUAUGGGUAAGGUUCCUCCCUCAAAUGCUUACCAAGUAAUUACACUGAUUGCUUUUUUCGUUUGCUUCGGAUAGGAGCAUUUGAUGCGAAUCUUUAAUAUCUUUAAUAUUAUGAAUGAUUUUUAUGAAUGACUGUGUUGUGGGGGUCUUUUAAAUGUUUGUUUUUCUGUCUUACUUUCCAGUAAUAUCUUUUGUGCUGAAAGACAAAAGCUGAACAUUGCUUUUUGUUCCUUUCUGUGUGGCAGUAGUAGUGAAAAUUAAAGCUAUUUAUUGAGCUUCCAUCGCUGGGCAGAAUUUCUUUGUGCUUAUUUAAAGAUGAGGUAUUUUAUAUAUCUGUUACUACAAUUGUAAAACAUACUGAAACCUCAAUUGAAAACACAAAGCUAUAGAGUUAAAAUGCAUGGAAUCAGAAUUUCUUAACCCAGAUAAUACAGUUUUGCAAAAUAAUUGCAACUGAAAAUAAAUUAGGUUUUGUUUUCUUGAAAGUAGGAAGGUUCUUUUGAUCUUACACUUCUGUAUUUUUUUUGUGUGUCCUUGAACAUGAAAUAGUCCCUCCAUCUGUUCCCUCAUUUUCUUUCUUGCCAGUAUCUUCCCCAAGUUUUUGUAAAGAACAUUGAAAUACUGCCAAAUUGUUACCAAAAGAUAUAGUCCAGGUUGACCUGUAGUUAAAAUUACACAAUGGAGUUCUUCUGACUGCCAGAAAGAAUUAAAAGUUUGUGUUUGAAAGAAUGUGACUUUGUGACUUGUGUUUAGAUUCCUAGAUAUAAGUGUAGCAGUUAGGUGAAUGUCUACAAAUUGCUUCCAUGAGUAAAAGUAGAAGCAGCUAUUGAGCUAUUUAGAUAAAUCAAAUGCCACAGAUAAAAAAGAGGAGCUAGGUUUUGAAAUCUGUGUAAGUGAAAAUACAUCAAAACAAAAGCAUGCUUAGCUGAAGUGAGACUUGAAAUAAGCCAAAAGAAUUCACUUCUUGUGUAGUAGGUAGCUAAUAAUUACAGUGGACUCCCAAGUCUUUUUAAGCAGCAUAGAAAAAAUAUUUUUUAAUUUGGUAUCAUGAAGCCUGCAAAAUAUUAGUAGUGUUGAAGGUGAUAUCAAUAUCUAUUUUCAGCUACAUAUUUUUUCACCCCCAAAUACGUACUUUUUGGGAGGAAUAUUGGUGACUGAAUUGCCAUGAGGUAUACUGUUCUAUUUAAUAAGAAAUAAAUAGGCUUAGCCCAUACAGUUGUAGACGUUAAUUUAGAGUGUUCUUACAGAAUGUGGUCUGUAUAUAAGUGUAGAAAGCCUUUAUAUUUUAGGAUAUUUGUCAAGAAUAAUAGUGUAAGGUAAGAGAUGAAAUGUUUUCUUUGAGAGUAAUUGCUAAGUCAGAUAUAGGCGGUUUGUCUAAGUUUAAUCAACAGCUUUUUAUCAUUUUCUGCUAGAUGGAGAAAUACUCAUUUGCAGUAAAAUAGUUGACGCAAAAAAUGACAUGAAACCAAGGUAUUUUUACUGGGAAACUACUUUAUUAGCAUUUUGAGCCUUUGAAUUUUUCUUUAAAGGCUUUUUACAUUUCUCAGUGAUAGACUAUAACAGGCUAAUGUUAGGUAGCUAAUAUGUAUUUCUCCAAGCAAUAAGCAAUAUUGCUAUGAAAAAAUAAUUUUACGCCUCUUCAUGUGCUGUAUUUGUUUUGUAUUUUACAGUUCUUUGGCUUUCCAGCUCAUAAUAAUUGCUGUUUUUUGCAUGGCUCGGCCUCUUUUUGGUGUGAUUUGUUUUCAGAAGUAUAGCAAGUGUUUAGUAAACUUACAAACAUCAAACAAUUGGCAGUUAAUUUUCAGUCUUGGGUGUUGACUUCUGCAAAUAGAAAAUUUAAAAUCUGUAAGCAUGUUGUGCGUUAGUAUAUCUCUGCUUACUGCUUCUUUGAUUGAUUCCUGUUCAAUAAACUAAUUCUUAUUCUUUCUGUAACUGCUUUUACCUUUAUUUCCCUUCUACCACUCACUCUUUUUCUCUUCCUAGUCCCAUAUUUUGUCUAACUUCCAGUGAGAGAAGAAAAGGAGUGAAGAGAGAGAAGAGGGUUUGUGGAUGCACUUAGAUGUUUGCAAUGAGCACUGUGGCUGGCAUGCCCCAGUGUUUUGGAUACCAAUGCAUAGGACUCCGUAGUAAUCGAAUUUAUCAGAAACGAACGUCAUGAGCAUAGUGAUCCCAUUGGGGGUUGACACAGCAGAUACUUCUUAUUUGGAAAUGGCUGCAGGCUCAGAACCAGAAUCUGUAGAAGCUAGCCCUGUGGUAGUUGAAAAAUCGAACAGUUACCCACACCAGUUGUAUAGCAGCGGCUCGCAUUCACACAGUUACAUUGGUUUGCCCUAUGCCGACCAUAACUAUGGUGCUCGGCCUCCUCCAACGCCUCCAGCUUCUCCUCCUCCAUCCGUGCUUAUAAGCAAGAAUGAAGUAGGCAUAUUUACCACUCCCAACUUUGAUGAAACCUCCAGUGCUACUACCAUCAGUACAUCCGAGGAUGGAAGCUAUGGAACGGAUAUUACCAGAUGCAUUUGUGGCUUUACACAUGAUGAUGGAUAUAUGAUCUGUUGUGACAAAUGCAGUGUCUGGCAGCACAUUGACUGCAUGGGGAUUGACAGACAGCAUAUUCCUGACAUUUAUCUGUGUGAACGUUGCCAACCCAGGAGUUUAGAUAAAGAAAGAGCAGUGCUGUUGCAGCGAAGGAAAAGGGAAAAUAUGUCAGAUGGGGACACCAGUGCAACGGAGAGUGGUGAUGAGGUUCCUGUGGAACUAUAUACUGCUUAUCAGCAUACACCAACAACAAUUACUUUAACUGCUACAAGAGUUACAAAAGUCAAUGAUAAGAAGAGGAAAAAAAGUGGAGAGAAAGAACAGAACAUAGGAAAAUGUAAAAAAGCAUUUCGAGAAGGAUCCAGGAAGUCUUCAAGAGUGAAGGGCUCGGCUCCAGAGAUUGAUCCUACUGACAGUUCAAACUUCGGAUGGGAAACUAAAAUCAAGGCAUGGAUGGAUCGUUAUGAGGAAGCAAAUAAUAAUCAAUACAGUGAAGGUGUCCAGAGGGAGGCACAAAAAAUAGCUCUCAGAUUAGGCAAUGGAAAUGACAAAAAAGAAGUCAGCACCAGCAAUCUGAUUUUCAAACCUCCGGUAGAGAGUUAUGUGCAAAAAAACAAGAAAAUUUUAAAGGCUGCCAAAGACUUGCCUCCCGAUGCACUUAUUAUUGAAUACAGAGGAAAGUUCAUGCUGAGAGAACAAUUUGAAGCUAAUGGAUAUUUCUUCAAAAGACCAUACCCAUUUGUUUUGUUUUACUCCAAAUUCCAUGGGCUAGAAAUGUGUGUUGAUGCAAGGACUUUUGGAAAUGAAGCUCGAUUUAUCAGACGCUCGUGUACACCAAAUGCAGAGGUGAGGCAUGUAAUCGAAGAUGGAACAAUUCAUCUUUAUAUUUACUCCAUCCAUAACAUUCCAAAGGGAGCAGAGAUUACCAUAGCAUUUGACUUUGAUUAUGGAAAUUGUAAAUACAAAGUGGAUUGUGCUUGCCUCAAAGAAAAUCCUGAGUGUCCAGUUCUGAGACGUUCUGAGCCUACAGAAAACAUCAAUACUGGAUAUGAAACUAGAAGGAAAAAGGGAAAGAAAGAGAAAGAUGUUUCAAGAGAAAAAGAGACUCAAAAUCAGAACAUCACAUUGGAUUGUGAAGGAGCAGCCACCAAAAUGAAAAUUGCAGAUAAUAAACAGAGGAAGCUCUCUCCCCUCAGGCUGUCCAUUUCCAAUAAUCAGGAACCAGAUUUUAUUGAUGAUAUAGAAGAAAAAACUCCCAUUAGCAAUGAAGUAGAAAUGGAAUCAGAGGAGCAGAUUGCAGAAAGAAAAAGGAAGAUGACAAGAGAAGAACGGAAAAUGGAAGCUAUCCUGCAAGCUUUUGCCAGACUAGAAAAAAGAGAAAAAAGAAGAGAACAGGCUUUGGAAAGAAUCAGCACCGCAAAAACGGAGGUUAAAUCAGAAUGCAAAGAACCACAGAUUCUAAAUGAUGCUGAGUUUAUUCAGGAACCGGCAAAAGAAGAAACUGCCACCAAGCCCACCCCAGCGAAAGUUAAUAGAGCUAAACAGAGAAAAAGCUUCUCGCGGAGUAGAACUCACAUUGGACAGCAGCGCAGGCGACACAGGACCGUCAGCAUGUGCUCAGAUAUUCAGCCCUCCUCUCCUGAUGUGGAAGUAACUUCACAGCAUAACGAAACUGAGAAUGCAGCACUGGUAGCUGAGCCUGAAACAGAAACUGUUGUUACAGAAAUGGUUACUGAAACAGAAGCUCCAGCACUUAGUAAAUGCCCUACUAAGUAUCCGAAAACAAAGAAGCACUUGGUUAGUGAAUGGUUAAGUGAAAAGAGUGAUAAAGCAGGGAAGCCUACAGACACUCUGCCAGAAAGGCCUCUCCGCAUAACCACCGACCCUGAAGUUCUGGCUACUCAGCUGAAUUCUUUACCUGGUCUCACUUACAGUCCCCACGUAUAUUCAACUCCAAAGCACUAUAUCCGUUUUACUUCUCCAUUCCUUUCAGAGAAGAGGAGGAAAAAAGAACCUGUGGAAAACAUUACUGGCUCUUGUAAGAAGCGUUGGUUGAAGCAGGCUUUGGAAGAAGAAAAUUCAACAACAAUUGAUAGAUUUAAUUCACCCUCACAAGAGAGAUCUAGAAGUCCAGCCAUCAACGGUGAACAUAAAAGUCCUUUAUUACUGAAUGACAGCUGUUCCUUAACAGAUCUAACCACACCACUAAAAAAACGAAGACUGUAUCAGCUGUUGGAGUCUGCUUUCUCAGAAACCUCCACACCUACUCCUUCUCCCUAUGCCACACCAACCCAUGCUGACAUCACUGCCUCCGAACCAUCAUUGUUUGCUACUCCUCCAAGGGUGAAAACAGAAGAUGAAGCUUGUCGAAAUGGUUACAAACCCGUAUAUUCACCAGUUACUCCUGUAACUCCAUGUAUACAUGGAAAUACCAUGCACUUUGAGAAUAUUUCCUCACCUGACAGUUCCCCAGAAAUAAAAAGGCGAGCUUACAGUCAAGAGGGUUAUGACAGAGCAUCGAUUCUAGCACUGAAUUCUUUCAGAAAUUCCAACCUGACAGAAAUGGGCCUGCAAGAAAUAAAGACUAUUGGAUAUUCUAGUCCAAGGAAUAGGACUGAUGUCACACGGCAGUGCACUGGAGAAAUGGAAUCUGUGUCAGACCUCCAGCUGGGACUCGAAGUAAUUGAGCAAAGUGCACUGCAUAAAAACCUGGAAGCCCCCACACAUGAUAGGACUGAUUCAAACAGCCAAUUAGAAACUGCUCAUUGUGGACGGGGCACAAUUUAUUCUUCCUGGGUCAAAAGUCCUGACAGGACAGGUGUAAAUUUCUCAAUGAAUUCUAAUUUGAGGGACUUGACCCCUUCACAUCAGUUGGAGGUAGGAGGUGGAUUCAGAAUAAGCGAGUCAAAGUGCCUGAUUCAAGACGAUGCAAGAGGCAUGUUCAUGGAAGCAUCUGUUUUUUGUACUUCAGAAGAUGGAAUUGCACCUGGCUUUGGAAGGACUGUCAAUAACGACAAUUUGAUGGAUGGAAAUUGCACACCCCAGAAUCCUCCACAAAAGAAAAAGGUGUCCUUGUUAGAAUACCGUAAGAGGCAACGUGAAGCUCGAAAAAGUGGUUCAAAGACAGACAACUUCCCCCUGGUUACUGUAUCUCCUCAUGCUGCUGGUGGAGGAAAUACAAGUAGUAAUAAUGGUGCUAGUGAUGGGUAUAACAACAGUGGAGAAAAUGGGGAGCAAACUGAUAACACUGCAAGCCUGCCUUUACCACUGCCAACUACUGUUUAUAAUGCAGCUCCAGAAGACACUGGCAACAACUGUGCAAUUAAGGAAUCUUCCUCCAGUGAGAAGAGUGAACCUGAAGUUCAGUGGACUGCAUCAACCUCUGUGGAACAAGUGAGAGAACGAAGUUACCAGAGAGCUUUACUUCUCAGUGAUCAUAGGAAAGACAAGGACAGUGGGGGAGAAUCACCCUGUAGGCCAUGUUCACCGUCUCAUGUUCAGUCUCCAUCUCAUUCAAAUCUCAUUUCCCAGUUGCAGCUUAAGGUCCCUUCUUUCACUGAGAUUACGGAAGAACCUGAUUCUGAAAAUCCGGAGCCAACUUCUGAAUGUCCGUCCCCAGAUACUUCACAAAGGACUUGUAAGAGUCCAUCAAAAGCAAGCAAGCCCUCUUCACCGAGUCCUGUAGUUUCAGCACAGCCACUUGGGAAAACACCCUCAAAACCAGAUUCGCACUGGGAAACUGCAGCUAAUGCACCUGAGUCUGAAUGUGCGAAUCAUCCAAAAUCUGAGGUGCAACAGAAACAGGUGACAAACAACGUCCAAGCACUUUCAAAAAAUCAUCCAUCUCAGUCACAUCUGCGCAGCUCUGCUGAGCAACUUUCACAUUCACAGAAGUUGCCUUCUGCACCUUUGAAGCUGCAUUGCCCCCCUUCGCCUCACGUAGAGAAUCCCCCCAAGUCUUCUACCCCUCAUGCGCCUGUGCAGCACGGUUACCUUUCACCAAAGCCUCACUCACAGCAGCUGGGAUCUCCAUACAGACCUCAUCAUCCACAGUCACCUCAAGUUGGAACGCCCCAGAGGGAAACACACAGAAACUUCUACCCUGCAGCACCGACCCUCCAGCCCAGUAAUCAGGCGCAGGCUAGUGGCCCGCUCUUCACUCAGACAACAUCAGGACAAUCUUCAGCUUCCUACAGCCAGUUUAACCAACAAAAUUUGAACAGCAAUGCGCCACCUCCCCCACCCCCUCCACCCCCUUCUUCUACUUACUAUCAAAGCCAGCAGCCCUCUGGAAACUUUCAGAGCUACAGCCAGCUGAAGGGCAGCAUACCCCAACAGACUGUGUUUUCAUCUGGACCAAAUCAAGCACUUCCUGGCACUGCGGGUCAGCAAACAGUGCCAGGACACCACGUAGCUGCAGGGCAUUUUUUGCCCUCUCAGAACCCCAGUAUUCAUCACCAGGCAUCGGCAUCUGCUGCUCCUCCUCCUCCUCCACCACCCCCUGCUCCAGGUCCCCACCUUGUCCAGCAGCAAAGUACUCAUCAGCAGCACUCUGUAGCACAUGUUGUUGGUCCAGUUCACGCCAUGGCAGUGGCUCCUGGAUCACACAUUCAUUCUCAAGCUGCUGGUCACCAUUUGCCACCACCACCUCCACCACCAGGUCCUCUCCCCCACCACCAACCUCCCCAUCCUUCCACGGGACACCAAGGUUUGCAAGCACAACACCAGCACGUUGUAAACUCGGCACCGCCUCCCCCGCCGCCCCCUCCCUCCAACGUGAUCGGCUCGGGGCACCACCCCGCAUCAGCACAAGGGUUACACCACCCAUCGCAUCAAGGACCCCCCCAUUUCCCUUCCAAUGCUCACACAAGCGUCUCCUCCUACUCCUCGCAAGCCUCACAUCACACAACGUUAGGACCUGGACCUCAACAUCAGCCUGCUGGCACAGGACCUCACUGCCCACUCCCUGGUCAGGGUCCUCACAUCCAACCUCAAGGACCAAACAGUAUUGCAACACCUACUGCUUCCGGGUUCUGCCCUCACCCCGGCUCCGUGACCCUUCCCCACGGAGUGCAAGGGCAGCAGCAGGCCUCGCCCGUGCCAGGACAGAUCCCCAUCCACAGAGCACAGGUGCCACCCACCUUUCAGAACAAUUACCAUGGGUCAGGGUGGCAUUAA
Molecule: messenger RNA, 9173 nt
Organism: Sturnus vulgaris (Common starling)
Lineage: Eukaryota; Metazoa; Chordata; Aves; Passeriformes; Sturnidae
Source: RefSeq, a predicted model, not a curated record